UAUCAAUUGGCGAGCGUGAUCAAUUCAAAAUGGACUUUGCGCUUUUAUUUCGAGGCGGAGCGCCGCGACGUGCAUUCGAUUUCGCAAUCAGCACGAAGAGUCUCUUUUAACGGACUAGAACGCUCGCGAAUCGGUGGUCAGCGUGUACCGAGCAAACGCGUUUAUGAUAUUUACAUUGAGUAUUGCAGUGCGGACAUUCGUCUCCGCGUUUUCGAGCACUUAUUCAAAAUUUUCUAGUUUCACGCGGUAAAUUUAAACGAAGACCAAUAAGAUAAAAUCGUUGACUGAGGAUUUGUACAUAAUAACCGCUGCUGAUAAUAUAGCGACACUUCAUUCAAUAGAGGGUGCUGGGAUUAUUAUUCAAUAUAAUUUUCACUCACGAAUAAUCAAGAUGACAGAUACGGAUCGCUGGUACUUUCACUGGAUAGAUUGGAUCGUCUUUGUCAGUAUGCUCUGCCUCUCCGCGGCAGCGGGGCUCUGGCAUUAUUUUAGAGGGAAGCAGUACAAUACAGAGGAAUAUCUGUUAGGAGGGCACAGUAUGAAUCUUCUUCCUGUGUCGUCUUCGCUAAUUGCUAGUUUUAUUUCAGGUAUAACGAUACUUGGAACACCGACAGAGAUCUAUAACUAUGGUACACAAUAUUGGAUCACCAUAUUCAGCAUUCUAUUCGCUGGUAUUGUCGUCGCAGUGAUCUAUCUUCCCGUUUUUUACGUCGUCAGACUUAACUCCGCGUACGAGUAUCUCGAGAUCAGAUUCAGCAGAGAAGUCCGUAUAUUGAUAUCAUUGAUCUUCGUUAUCGACGCGGUUUUAUACCAAUCUAUCGUCCUCUACGUUCCUUCUCUAGCUCUGAACCAAGUCAGUGGUAUUAACGUUCAUCUAAUAGGAACCGUUGUCUGUUUGGUAUGCGUUUUCUACACUGUUCUGGGUGGUCUGAGGGCCGUGGUCUGGACGGACACCAUCCAGGUCGUGAUAAUGAUAACUGCAGUGACAGUUGUGACAUUUUUGGGAACAUAUCAGGUCGGAGGACCUUCAGAAGUAUGGAAUAACGCCCUGCAAGCAAAAAGGAUUCAGUUUCUCAAUCUGGAUCCCUCACCCUAUACGCGACACACCCUAUGGAACGUACUGAUCGGUUCUUGGCUUUACAGCACUGCCUAUAUAGCUGUAAAUCAGACGAUGGUUCAGCGAUAUCGAACUUUGCCAACGAUGAGAAUCGCCAGGAUAGCCGUCGGUAUUUUCACCUGCGGCGUAAUGAUCUUUAUUUCACUCUGCUGUUGGUGCGGAUUGGUUCUUCUCGCUUGGUGGUCACCGCCAAAAUGUGAUCCUAGAGCCUCUGGACUCGUUUCAGCUGACGAUCAAAUGUUACCCGCAUUUGUGAUGGAAAUUGCUGGUCACCUUCAUGGAAUUCCGGGACUUUUUGUCGCCGGAAUAUUCGGCGCGGCACUCAGCACUUUGUCGGUGGGAUUGAAUGCGACGUCUGUAGUUCUUCUCGAAGACUUUGUUAAGGGUUACUUCAGACUCAAUCCGAGCGAAAGAUGUGCAGCUAUAUUUGUAAAAAGCGUUGCAAUUUUCUUGGGAAUGAUUGCGUUAGCAUUUAUAUUCCUCGUUGAACGACUAGGCGGAGUUCUCGCGGUAACCGGAAGUCUCGCAGCCAUUGCCGCAGGUACUUCUCUUGGUGUAUUCACCCUUGGGAUGCUCGUUCCCUGGACAAAUUCGAAGGGAGCGUUUGUUGGGGCUAUCGCCGGAUUCGCGACCGCAGCUUGGGCCAGUUUGGGAGCAAACGCAGCGACCGGUGCCGGUCAAAUUAAAUCAAAAAAAUUGCCAGUCGAUUUAUCAUGUUGUUCCGCAAACGUUUCCGAUCAUUUCGCCACGCUUUUCGAAAGUCACGGGGAGGAGGACGUUUUUCCGCUUUACAGGCUUUCUUACCACCUGAUCGCCGGUCUCGGUACCGUGGUCGUUAUCGUCGUGGGAAUUUUAGUUACAUGCUGCUCGAGCCCAACGGAUCCGGCAUCGAUAGACCGAAAUUUAUUAUCACCUGUAAUUCACAGGCUACUUCCUCCUGAAAGAAUACCCACAGCAUCGAAAGAGACGAGGCGAUCAAACUCACGGAUGAGUGACAGCCGUCCAGAUCACAUUGACGAUUUUUUACUCGGUGAUAUCAGAGGCGUCGAUAAAUUACCGGUUGUUAUAGCUAAAUCGCAACAGUUGGAUGUGACAGAUGAAUUCUUACCGAUUUCAAGAAAUAACACUUGACGGCAACUACAGCCUACACGAGAAAUGACGCUAUGGAGAGAGUCAUAGAUGGUAAUAAUCAAUAAUUGACUAUAGUUAAUUAAAUAAUUAAUUGUUAAUAAGAAGUCAUUAAGUUUUUCGCAUGAGUAUUUUCUGUGUUUUUAUUUGAUUUUAAUUAAUCAUGCACUCUGCACAGAGGGCCCAGACAUCAAAUUUAUAAUAUCAUUAAUAUCGUCAUAAUGGAGUAAAAUGACAUGAAGAAUCGAUUUAUCUGUACAUCGGAUUGCUCUCUAUGCGACAAAUUCUUCGGCAGAAAAUUUCUGUUUUGUAUUUUUCAAUUCUAAUUGCAGAUAAUUAAGAUUGGUGCGCUCACGAGUUAUUUAAAUGUACAGUAUUUCGGCGGACAAUAAAUGGUUAAACGUGA
Athalia rosae (coleseed sawfly) is the source of this 2651-nucleotide messenger RNA. Its product is annotated as sodium-coupled monocarboxylate transporter 1-like. Gene Ontology annotation, biological process: sodium ion transport; transmembrane transport. Gene Ontology annotation, cellular component: membrane. NCBI's taxonomy places the organism in Eukaryota, Metazoa, Arthropoda, Insecta, Hymenoptera, Athaliidae. The record is from RefSeq and is a predicted model, not a curated record. Bases 392 to 2248 code for a protein of 618 amino acids. The transcript has 14 exons. Gene Ontology annotation, molecular function: symporter activity.